Molecule: messenger RNA, 1474 nt
Organism: Pararge aegeria (speckled wood butterfly)
Lineage: Eukaryota; Metazoa; Arthropoda; Insecta; Lepidoptera; Nymphalidae
Product: leucine-rich repeat protein 1-like
Exons: 4
Coding region: 153-1394 (413 amino acids)
Molecular function (GO): protein binding
Source: RefSeq, a predicted model, not a curated record
AUCAGAGAUUUUGCCGCCUUAAGUACCAUAAACAACCAUAGAAAAUAAGGUAAACAGAUGGAUGACAGUUAAAAGUUUUAAUUACUUAUUUAUUUGCUUCUUGAUUUGAGUUAUUUACUUAUGACGGAGAUAAUUCUACACAGCUCUUCAAUAUGAAAUUACACUGUGAAGUUGAAGUAAUUAAUAGAGUUCACAGUAGCUUGAACAUUAGAUCUAACGCCAAAUAUUUAAGAUCUACCCUAGCCCUUGGUAAAGAACCGAAGAACGUACAAGAAUAUUUUAUAUUGCAUUUCUCUUCCGUUAAUAAGAAUGGCACAAAAUAUAAAGUGAAAUGUAUGAAACAAGUAUUCGUAAAAUGUUUAAAUGAAGGUAAAGUUACGCUAAGAUUUGAAGAACCUCCUCACGACUUAUGCAUCAAAAGCGAAGUCAUACAGUUAAAAAGUUUUAUGAGAUUACUAAAAUCUUGUAUCACGGGUGACACAAAGGACUUGAAAUUAUCCAAUUUAUCAUCAAUUGGUAUCACGAGUAAAGAUAUAGCGCCUACCAAGUUGACAAUUAACAAUAGAUCAGAGUUUCCUGUUAAAGGGUUUCCACGUACUCUGAAAUUUCUUUAUAUUAAUGGCUUGAAACUAUGUAAUUUUCGCAGAGACAUUUUACUGUUGAACCAUCUCACUGUUUUAGAUUUAAGUAAUAAUGAAAUUGAAAAGAUUCCUCCUGAAUUUGGUAGACUACCAAAUAUCAGUGAACUCUAUUUAUCUAAUAACUCUCUAGGUUUGAAUAAAAAUUCUGAUUGGCAAUGGCUUCUUGGAUUAAAGAUAUCCAAAAAGCUGAAGCUUAUAGAUCUCAGGGAAAACAAGAUAAUAAAUUUGCCAAAAGAUAUCUGGAAAUUGCAAAAUUUGGUAACAUUGAAAAUAGACAAGAAUAGUCUGUAUAAAUUGCCGACCACAUUGGGUCGUAUCACUACAUUAAGGUAUCUAUCAGUGUCCGAAAAUAAUUUGAGGACACUACCAUGUAGCUUGAUACGCUGUGGAUUAGAGCAUUUAGAUAUAUCAUCAAAUAAUUUUAAAUCUGAAGCAGAUGCACCAAAAAUAGCAGACUAUACACCCUGGGAUAUUUACAUUAAUAGUUUAGUUCAUAUUGCUGCUAAAACAGUUUUAAAACACAAAUUUUUCUAUGCACCUAACAUCAUACCAAAGACCUUAGUUGAAUUGCUAGAUAAUUCCAAUAUGUGUGUUUGUGGUCAAGCAGUGUUAAAUGACAAAUAUUAUGUUAUUAAACCAUUUGAACUAAUAGGAUUUAGUAUAAGCAGACAUAUAGUUUCUAAUUUUGUUAAUAAGGGAUCUUCUGUUAGUGUUGAAUGUUUUUUUUGUUCUCCUAAGUGCUUUGUAAAAUAAUUAUGUGCCUGAGGAAGCCUUGAUGUCAUGAUUUGUGUAUGAAAAAUAAGAUUGAUUUAAAUAAAUGUCUUUUUAAUUUA